UUCGGUGAAGCUAGCGUCUCGUUUCAUCUAGCGAUUUUACGAGAGAAAUAAGAUAUGCUAAGAUAAAAAAAAUAAGAAGAUAAUAAUAUAAGAUAAGAUAGAUAGAUAUUUUUAAAAUUUUUGUUAAUGAGUUACGAGAAUAUUUCGUAUCGGUUGUUAUACAAAUGAGGAUUUCACGUGGAAGAAAUUUAAGGAAGUGAUUUUUGAGACGUUAUUUGAAAGACGUGUACUGAGUGAAGUGCUAAGUGAAGUGAUGUUGUUGGAAGUGUGAAGUGUUUGCUUACCGGCCUCCUUAUAACGGCAUUGGAAUCUUUCGAAGGCGAGAGGAAAAAAACGUAAUUAGAGAGAGCGAGAGAUUGGAAAAAAAGUUAUUUGAGAAAGGAUAGUUAUAGAUUCUUUGGAUAUAAAUGUAAUCUAAGAGUGAGAGGUUCGAAUAAGAAUAAGAGGAAGUUAAACAAGAAACAAAAGUGAACAAAAGCAGAAGAGAACCCGGACGUAACGAAAUACUAAAGUGACAACAACAGCAAAACCAACAACAACGACAACAACAAAAGCAACGAAACCAACAACAACAGCAAUAAAAGCAACAACACCACCAACAACAGCAACAACAACAACAACAAAAGAAACAACAAUAACAACGACAACAACAACACCAACAACAAAAGCAACAACACCAACAAAAACAACAACAAAAACAACAACAAAAUGAGAUCUGCGCCCACAAUCAUCAUCUUCGCCUCCGCCCUCGGUGUCCUCAGCGGCGACCAACUGCACACCUCGCCUUCAGAAGGACCACGCCGCCCUCUGACCUCUGACCCUGUGCCCUUCCCUCCCGAUGACCUCGUGGCGCCCUUCGUCUCCAAGGUCACAGCCCUGCCCGACUACAGCCUUCAAGACCUACUGCAGCCGUUCUUGGGAGGUCAAGGUCACGGCAAGCUUCAGGAGGACUUUGACCUCGCCCAGAAGGACUCUUUCAGGGACUCGACGGCGGCAGAAACGACGAGGGACCCCACGCCCUUCGCUGGGGUCAAGGAGGACCUCAUUCGGGCCGUUGAAAGCAGAGGCAAGGCAGUGGCGAGACAAUUCUCCUCUCUGAGUUUCCCCUCACUCGAAGCUGCUCUUCUCUCGCUCGCUUUCCUCACCUUCGCCGUGUUCCUCAUUGAUUUAGUCCAGGACGUCCUGAGUACCAACUCGACCUCCACGGGACGUCACACUCGCAACGCCAGGGACCCGGAUGAGGACCAGCGCACCACUGACCUCAUAGUCCUGGCACUGACCUCGCUUGACACGGUGUCACACGGCCGCGAGAACCCCGAAUGCGGACAGAAGCUGCUGUGUCAUCUGAAUCGGUCUGGCUGGCACGACGAUGGCAUUCUGGGCACCGCGUCGAAUUAUGUUAUGAGUUUGUUCCUGACACUGCUCUCCCCUGACUCUGGCUUUCAACGGAACCUCGACGCUGCGCAGUACGGGAGGGACCAGCAAGAGUGUGUUGAUAAAUAUACCUCCUGUCCAUCCAUUUUGGGUGACCUGAUCUACCAUAGAUGACCUGUUGUGAGACCUGUUUUGGCGUAGGUGACCUGUUGUGCGACCUGUUUUGGCGUAGGUGACCUGUUGUGCGACCUUGUUUUGUUAUUGAUUAACUGCUAUUAUGACUUGUUCUGUUAUAUACGAGUUGUUGUUACGGCAUGUUUUGUCAUAGAUGACUUUAUUCACGACCUGUCCUGUCUUAGAAUGACCUCUCUAACGACUUGUCCUGUCUUAGAUGACCUCCCUUUUGACCUGUCCUGUCUUAGAUGAAUAGCUAACACGACCUUAGUUAUGAAAGAUAACUUUACCUACGACCUGAUCUGUAAUAUCUGGCUUUCUGUAAUAUUUAAGAUCUUAUAGAUGACCUGCAAUGUGACCUGAUCUAUUAUAGCAACACUUAUGUGAUCCGAUUUAUACUGAAUGACUUGAACGACCUAAAUGACCUUCUGCAUGACCUGUUAUGACCCGAUCUAGCACAGAUAACCUCCUGAACGACCUGAUCUAUCUCAAAUGACCUCUUGCGCGACCUGCUGUAUCAUAAAUGACCCGUUGUGACUCGAUCUAUCACAUGAACUAUUCCCUUCUGCGUCAGCAAUGAUUUCGUCUGUGACCUGAUAUAUCAGAGGUGACCUAUGACCUCUCACUAUAGCCUAGUAUAGCACAGGUGACCCGUACGACCUAGUUUAUCACAGACGGUUAACUCAAUUAUGACUGACCUCGUUUCUCUCUCUUCUUCAUUUUCCUUUUCCACACCUUCUUCUGUGUUUUAUUCUUCUAAUUUUUCCUCCCACAAAUAUAUAUAUAUAUAUUAAAUUUUCGUAGGGUGGCAUAAAAAUCUGCAACAUAUCAGACGAAUAACUUAAAAUUAGAUAUAAUGAAAGUAAGAUAUUGAUUGGUUUUGUUUAAGAUUUAAAUGAAUGUCUGAACCCUUCCCCCCUAAAAAAAUGUUGAAAAUGCAAUAUUAACAUUUUUUUUAGCUCUCUCUGCCUCUAUUUGUCUCUAUUCUGCAUGUCUGACUGCCACACAAAUCUCUGUCUGUCUGUCUGUCUGCCUGUCUCUCUCUCUCUCUCUCUCUCUCUCUCUCUCUCUCUCUCUCUCUCUCUCUGUCUCUCUCUCUCUGUCUCUCUCUCUCUCUCUCUCUCUCU
Molecule: messenger RNA, 2675 nt
Organism: Penaeus indicus
Lineage: Eukaryota; Metazoa; Arthropoda; Malacostraca; Decapoda; Penaeidae
Exons: 4
Coding region: 709-1548 (279 amino acids)
Source: RefSeq, a predicted model, not a curated record